AUGCUGGUGGCCUCAAGCAAUGAGAAUCUGACUCUCGAGCAGCUCGAAGACGACAAUGCACUCAAAGAGGCCGAGGAGCUGGCAGAGAUACUCAGGAUCAAGGUGAGAUGUUUGAAAUGGGAAAAACAGCACAAAAAAGUCAGAAAUAUUUGAAUUCCCGCGAAAUGACGAGCUCCAACCGCCGAGCAAAAAAGAAUGGGCGGCGGGGAGAAUAGAGAGAGAGAGAUGGAGGGUGAGGGGAGGAAUAUAAAGUGCAGAAGCACGACUCCUUUCCCUUCACUCCACCAUUUCUCGCCAUGACGUUCUCCGAAUCGGCAGUUAUUGAGCAUCUGGAAUCCGAAGAAUCGGAACUCGAUUUCUGGUUCCAGGAACAAAUAACAAGAAAGGUAGCGUCUCUCCCUCUCCGGUUCCCCCAUUCUGGUCGUUUUGAAGCAUUCGUCACCACCGGAAAUUGGCUUGAUUAGGUCUUGAAAAAAAAAGACGCUGAGAGGGACCGCCCCGUCAAUUAUUACUCUUUCUCUGCUCGCGCACACUCACAUACAUACAUAAGAGGGCUUCGUUUCCAUCCAGCCCGCCCGUUCGUUUCCUCGUCGUUUUUUGGGCGACAGCGACAGCAACCGCCUUUCAUUUUCGCUCUUCUUGCUUUCUCGCGCGCACAAAACGACAAUAUGAUUUCUGUUGGCGAGAACGAGCUCACCGUUUCGACUGUGGUGAGUUUGCAUCGGAAACGCGAAAAGAACUCAUGUCAUCACUAACUAUCACUUUACUUUUCCCACUUUCAGAUCGAAGUGUGCAUCUACAUCCUCGUCUUUCUGAUCGGCGGUCCUUUGAACGUGAUGACUCUCUACCGCUCGCUGCAGUCGUUCAGUCGAGCGCACAAAGCAAAGAGCCAGAUCCUUCUACUGCGGAUAACCCUCAACCUCGCCGAUCUCAUGACCCUCUUCCUCUACGUUCCCAAACAAGUCAUCUGGCUGAUCACGUAUCAAUGGUACGGCGGAGAGUUUCUUUGCCGCGCGUGCGCAUUCUUCUCCACUUUCUCGUUCUAUCUCAACUCUUUUGUGAUCGCUUGCAUCGCAAUCGAUCGAGUCUUCGGAGCCUACAAUAUCAGUUCGCUGAAUGCUCACCGCAAAGCGUACAUCAGAUGUCGGAACCUUCUCGGCAUCGGAUGGGUCGCCGCCUUCAUUCUUUCUCUGCCUCAAGCCGUCGUGUUCACCACCACAAGCCCCUAUGAGAACAUUGAUUUCAAGUGAGAAAACGUCGAUUUUCAAAUACUAAUUGACACUUUUUGCAGACAAUGCGCCACCAUCUUCAUGAUCUUCUUGCACGAGAAGCGGAUGGAGUAUCAGGAUCCGGCGACGACGGACGCGCGGCGAAUGGAGAUUGACGAGGAGGCGACAAUGAUGCAGAGAUGGGAGAAGAUGUACGCCAUCAACCACUUCCUCUUCGUCUUCUGGAUUCCGUGCAUCGUCAUUGUGUUCAGCUACGCCGUCGUUUUGCUCAUUCUUCAGGGCCAUCUCAGGCAAGGUAGCGUCGGCGAGAGACGAGCCAAAUUAGCACAAUUAUCUGUUUUUCUAUUACAGAGAGAAGUCCGCAGAUGUGUUUCAAGUUUCGAGUGAAUACGUCGGACUCUGCGCUCAAUGAGUCACAAUCCACUGCGACGAGGUCGCCCACCCGAUCCACGUACUUGCUCACGCAAGAGGAGUCGUUCGCACUUCGAAGCAGCAACAGUAAGGAGAACAUUGCGCACUACGAGUUCGAAUCGCAUCACACGCGGCAGGGAUCGAUCAAGAGCAAAGUUUCGAACGGCGGAACAAAGUUCGGCGCGAUGGCAGUCACGACGAUCCACCGGGCGAAGCAGCACGCGAAACGGCAGGCCGCCCUCAUCAUCGUCGCUUACUUGUGCAUCUGGAGCCCGUAUAAUUUCUUCACAGUGCUCAAUCUGUUCGGAGUUCCGAUUAUGGAAGAGCUCCGACACUUUCUCAGCUUUUUGAACGCGGCGAUUUGUGUGAAUACCGUGGUGAACCCAAUCAUUUACGGAGUGUUUCGCCCGCCGAAAAAGUGA
Messenger RNA from Caenorhabditis sp. 36 PRJEB53466, 2062 nucleotides. The record is from the annotation of a GenBank genome assembly. Lineage: Eukaryota; Metazoa; Nematoda; Chromadorea; Rhabditida; Rhabditidae.